Messenger RNA from Hypomesus transpacificus, 1200 nucleotides. It is a transcript of the gene abhd14b, whose product is annotated as abhydrolase domain containing 14B. The transcript has 4 exons. The record is from RefSeq and is a predicted model, not a curated record. Lineage: Eukaryota; Metazoa; Chordata; Actinopteri; Osmeriformes; Osmeridae. Gene Ontology annotation, cellular component: cytoplasm. The coding region runs from base 76 to 711 and encodes 211 amino acids.
ACUCGCUCCUCCUCUCCUUGUCACAACAACAUCCACCGAGUCGAGUCGGUUUCUUUUCCUGAUUUCCUGCGAAGCAUGGCUGGAGUUAAAAUGACAGAAGGGACCUUCAGCAUAGAGUCCUGCAAGGCCCCGUUGUUUUACAGACAAGCUGAGCCUGCCACAGGUGCAGCCAGGCUCUCUGUCCUGCUCCUGCAUGGUAUUCGUUUCUCAUCUGAGAACUGGCUCAACAUCGGCACCCUGGAAGCCCUUGCCAACGCCAGCUGUCGGGCAGUGGCCAUAGACCUACCUGGGCUGGGCCAGUCCAAGUCCGCCGAGGCCCCUGUGGCUGUGGGCCAGCUGGCCCCCGGAGGUUUCCUCAAGCAGGUGUUUGAGGCGUUGGACUUGGAGCCGUCCGUGGUGAUCAGCCCCUCCCUCAGUGGCAGCUACUCGUUGCCCUUCCUCUUCCAGAACCCGGCGCUGGUGCGGGGCUACGUCCCCGUCGCUCCCAUCUGCACUGACGAGUUCACCGCCGAGCAGUACAGCGGCAUCCAGGCCCCGGCUCUGAUCGUCUACGGAGACCAAGACCAUCAGCUUGGAGAGGCGUCUCUGAGCCACCUGAGACAUUUCGCCAAUCACAAAGUGGUGGUGAUGAAAGGGGCGGGACACCCCUGUUACCUUGACGACCCAGCCACAUGGCACAAGGCUCUGAUAGACUUCCUGCAGACGGUGUGAUGUCAUCGCCCAGUGUGAUCGCCUGCAGACUUCAAGUCUAUGUUAUCUGUAAUCAUGUCAUUGAUCAGUCUUCUCAGUGAGUCGUGGAAUUCAAUAUGUAGACUAACACUUGAAAUAUGAGUGUGUACUGUACACACAGAUUGGUAUAUGCACUUCAAAUGACUAUUUUCUUGCAUCCAGUAAUACUUUUAAAGGGCAUUUUUACAAACUCAUUACCAUUUUUGAUUGUGAACAUUAAUGUUCUUCUAGAAUCUUUUUUUCUAAGAUUGUGCUGACUGAUAAAGACGGGUCUAAAGAGUGCUUUUCAAAUCAGUGGUGUGUCAUAAUGUGCCUGUUUGUCUGGGGCCACAGCUGACACAGUACUCCAGAUGUGAUUACAGCCUGUUUAGAGAUGUGAAAACAAACGCAACGCACGGAAAUGAAGUGAAAAAUAUGAACAUUAUUUAAUAACUGAUUCUCUGUAAUAAACAAUUUGAAAAUAUUUUACAA